Molecule: messenger RNA, 2670 nt
Organism: Effrenium voratum
Lineage: Eukaryota; Dinophyceae; Suessiales; Symbiodiniaceae
Source: the annotation of a GenBank genome assembly
GCCUUGGCCGGAGAAGCGGCGGCACGCAGCGCUGGGCGCGCUGCGGCGGCCAGCGUCCUGGCCACGAAGCCGCUGGAGGAGGCGGCCAGGGCGGCGGCCAAGGCCGCCCUCGCCGCCGCGCAAUCCGCCCACUUGGCGGAGGACCGGGCCCGGGAGCUGGCCAUCCAGCUGGCCGGCGCCACCGCUGCAGAGGCCAGCCUGGCGCUGGGGAAGGGCGCCAAGGAGGCGGCGGAAAGCGCCGGCAAGGCGGCAGAGAGCGCCGCCAAGGAGACAGGCCUCAACGAGGAGACCUCCAAGCGCCUGGCGGCGCAGAGCGCCUCUGCCGCCGCGGCAGAGGCGGCGGAGGCGGCCAAGGGCGCCGCGCAGGCCGCCGGGCUGGUGGCGGCUUCGGCGGCAUCCGCUCCGCCGGAGGCGGCUCAGCAGGCCGCGAAGGCGGCGAAGGAGGCGGCGGUGAAAGCGGGGCUUUCGGAGGUCCUUGCAGGCGCUGAGGCGGCGCGGGCGGCGGGCCGCGCGGCGGCGGCGUGCGCGGCGCGCUUGGGGGCCACUGCCACCAGAUGCGCGGAGGAAGCAGGCCGCGCGGCCGCCUUGGCCGCGAAGGACGCGAAGCUCGCGCCCGGGGAGGCGGCGCUCAGGGCGGCGGGCGAGGCCUACGUCAAGGUCUCCAAAGACGGGGAGGAGGCGGGCAAGGCGGCGGCCGCGGCAGGAUUGGCUCACGGCAUGGAGUGGGAUUUGGCAGCAGUCUUGGCAGCGGAGGUGGCUGGACAAGCUGCAGCAGAGCUUUUGCUGCGGCAGGCGCCGCAGCAGGCAGCGCAGGCGGCAGCCAAAGGAGCCUUCCGGUGCGCCCGUGCGCAGAACUUGGCGCCGGAGACGAAGGCGCUGCGGUCCGGGGCCGCUGCCGCGGCCUCCGCGGCCGCCAACGCGGCCUUGGGCCAAGGGGCCACGCCGCAGCAAGCGGCGCAGAGCGCAGGGGAGGCGGCGGCCCAGGCGGCUGGUCUUCAGGGGGCGGCGCCGGAGGUGAUCCUGGACCUAGCUGCGCAGCAGGCUGGGAGGGUGAUGGCAGAGAGGCUGCUUGCCACAGGCCAGGGUGGGCCGGAGGCCGCUGAGGCGGCGGGGCGCGCGGCCGCGGGUGCGGCCAUGGAGGUGGCGGCAGGCCUGGCCAUGUCCGUCCCGCUGCAAGCGCGCCGAGCCGCCCGCGCAGCAGCCAAGACGGCGGGUGAGGUGGCUGCAAGCGCGUCAGAGGCGCAAGAGCCUGCCAAGGUGGCAGAGGAGGCUGCUGCAGCCGCGAGGAAGGUGGCAAUGCAGCAAGGCUUGAACCAGGCCGGCGUCCGCUUGGCCGCCUGCGCCGCGGCGGGCGCCGCAGCGGCGGCCAAGGCGUCGGCGGCGACGGCGUCGCCGGAGAAGGCGGCCGUGGCAGCGGCCGAGGCUGCUGCCAAAGCUGCAGAGGGCACAGGCGCAGGUGAGGCCGCGGCUGCAGCGGCCGGUGCUGCGGCCGCGGAGGCUUGCGAGGCGGCAGGCCUCACUGCCGCCGCCGCCGCGGAGGCUGCGGGGCGGGCAGCGGCCAAGGCUGCUCAAGACCACGGCGCAGGCUCCGAGGCGGCGCGCUUCGCGGCCGGGGCGGCUGCGGCAGUGGUGGCCCGCCGGAAGGCCGCGCAAGGCCUGCCCACACCACUGGUGGCAGAGGAAGCUGCAAAAGCAGCAGCACAGGCUGCGGCCGCAGUGGGCAGCUCGGCGGCCAAAGUGGCGGAGCUGGCGGCGCAGGAGGCUGGCAAAGCUGCAGCUGAGGCAGUGCUCAGGGGCCCGGCGAACCCGCCAGAAGCGGUGGAGACGGCGGAUGCAAGCCCAGAGCUCGCGAAGAAGGUGAAGACUGCGCAGCAAAAGCUUCUGUACCUUGCAAAGCGCUUGAAGGGCGAGGCAGAUGAGGAACGCCAGAAGGAGCUGGAGCUGCAAGAGGCGCUCAAGGCCAAGGAGCGGGCAGAAGCGCUGCUGCGGGCGCUGAAAGUGGAGAAGGGCCUGCUCGAGGAUCAGCUCCGGAAAGCUCAGAACGAGACCCGCGUGGCAAAGGAGGAGGCGAUCCAGGCAAAGGACGAAGCGGCGGAUGCGAAGGCCAAAGCUCAAAAGGCGGAGGCUGAAAUGCUGGCAGUGAAGAAGAAGUCCGAGGAGGAAGUAAAAGCUGCAAAGACAGCUCUAGAGAAGGCUCAGCAAGAGCAGAAAUCUGCGGUGGACGCUGCAAAGAAGGCGGAAGAGGCCAAGAAGGCGGCAGAGCGGAGCCUGCAAGAUCUGAAGCAGAAAGUUCAGCAAGAGAAGGAGUCCACGGCGAAAGGCGCCACCUCCAAGCUGGACGCAGCUCUCGCCGCGCAGGCGGCGGCCGAAAAGGCGCUGACAGAUUUCAAGAAGUCGCAGGACGAGGAGCGUCUCAAGGCGGCGCAAGAAGCAGAGAAGAGGGGCAAAAAGCAGCAGGAGGUGGAGGAGCAGAAGGCGAAAGACAAGGAACAGGAGUUGAAGGGUCUCAGAGACGAGAUGGAGAAGCUGCGGUCGCAGCUUGCGGACCGGGACAAGCAACUGCGCGCGGUGACAGAGCAGGUGGCCGCCAUCAACGGCAGCUGGGCGCAGCAUGUGGAGCAACUCCACAAGCAGUACGCCCGCAAGGCGACGGAUCCGGCAGUUGGAUGA